CGUCAAAACUCUUAUCAUAUUUUCUUAUCUUCUAAACUCUCCUUAUAAAAAACCUUAUUUGCCUUAAAUUUGGGGAAAAAGAUGAAAAUUUAUAUUUAUUUUAAUUAAUCAGCUCUUACAAAUUACCCAUCAUCUUCAAAUCAAAUUCCAAUCUGUGUUUUUUUUAUUAGUAGAAAAAAAAAAUUGUUUUUCUUCAUCUAUCCCCAAAUUUUAGGUGUUUAUUGUAUAUAUAGAUAGAUAAAUAUAGAUUAGAUAUUCCAACAUAUAUAAUCUUAUCUAAAUACUAAUCAAAACAAAACUGUGACAAAAAAAAAUAAAUUCAAAUUAUCUGUUUUGUUUUUUGAAAAUCUUGAUUUAGUGAAGUUAGAAAGUGUGAGAAUUUUGGUGUUUUAGAAAAAAGAAAAAAAAUGGUUGGUGGUGGGAUUAAGAAGGAUGAUCCAAUUGCAAUUAACAGCACAAAUGUGUUUGCUGCACUUGGGGCUUUGAAAAAGAAGAAGAAAUCGGAUAAAGAGUCGAAAAAGGGAGGCGGGUCGAAAAAGAAACAGGAUAAAGUGAGUAAGAAGGAGGAGCAGGUGUUUUGGGCUCCGGCGCCUUUAACGGUGAAAUCGUGGGCGGAUGUGGAUGAUGAGGAUGAUGAUGAUUAUUAUGCUACCACAGCGCCACCGCAGGUUUGGGGCGGUAUGGAUGGCAAGCAGCAUGAGAAAGUGAAAGGGAACGAGACUCCGGUUGAGGAAAGUGAAAGUGAAGAUGAAGGUCUUGAUGAAGUUGAUGAUGACAAUGAUGAAGAAAAUGAUCAUGUAUCAGAAAUAGUGGCUGAAAAAGAACCGGUUGUCCAGAAGCCUGCUGAAAAAGAGUCUGUUGUUCCCAAGGACAAUGACAGACAACUCUCCAAGAAGGAAUUGAAGAAGAAAGAACUUGCUGAACUUGAAGCAGUGCUUGCUGAACUCGGUUUAGCUGAAAGCAGUGUCCAGGAAGAUGCUCGUGGUGGCCAAGAAAAGGCGGAGAAUCAAAAUGGAGAGGUUGAGAAGAAAGACAAAAAUGUUUUGGGUGGUGAGAGCAAAAAUGCUAAAAAGAAAAAGAAAAAGGACAAGUCAUCCAAGGAUGCCAAAGAACAAGAGCAGGUCACAAAUGGACCAGAUACUGGGAAUUUAGCAUCAGAAGUUACUGGAUUGGAGAAAGCUGAAGGGUUAUCAGGAAUUGAUGUGAAAGAGAAGAUAAAGAAAGUGGCUGCUGCUAAAAAGAAGAAAUCUAACAAGGAAAUGGAUGCUGCUGCAAGAGCUGCUGCUAGUGAGGCAGCAGCAAGAAGUGCCAGGCUUGCAGCUGCUAAGAAGAAAGAGAAGAAUCACUACAACCAGCAGCCUGUGCGGUAAGCGGUUUUUUAAUACUGAUAUGAUAUGCUGCACAAGCGAGCAUGGAUCGAGUGCAUAAUAAAAACUCUGCAUUUUGGUUUUAUUUUGGGAUGAAGUCUUUACAAAGCAAUAUUUUUGGUUUUACUUCGAAAGUUGCUAGACUUCUAGGUUUUCAUACCGUACUUUAUUGGUAGUUUAUCGCAUCCCUUGUAGAGAGUAGAAACACUGAUGGAUGUUUACUAAAUCUUCAUUUUGGUUAAUGGAUGGUUGUUUUCGUCUUCUUUUUUUAAA
This is a messenger RNA of Erigeron canadensis, 1640 nucleotides long. RefSeq names its product nucleolin-like. The record is from RefSeq and is a predicted model, not a curated record. The transcript is spliced from 3 exons. Bases 408 to 1370 code for a protein of 320 amino acids. Lineage: Eukaryota; Viridiplantae; Streptophyta; Magnoliopsida; Asterales; Asteraceae.